Messenger RNA from Humulus lupulus (European hop), 1848 nucleotides. RefSeq names its product calmodulin calcium-dependent NAD kinase. Gene Ontology annotation, molecular function: ATP binding; kinase activity. The transcript has 9 exons. NCBI's taxonomy places the organism in Eukaryota, Viridiplantae, Streptophyta, Magnoliopsida, Rosales, Cannabaceae. The record is from RefSeq and is a predicted model, not a curated record. Bases 124 to 1659 code for a protein of 511 amino acids.
UACAAAAUAAACUCCUCAAGCAAAUUUGCAAACUUUUCUCUUCACUUUCACUUUCACUUUCGAACAAUAUUCCUUCAUUAUUAUUACAACAACAUCUUAAUUAAUAAUUCAUCAAAUUGCGGUAUGCAUCAGAGAGACAAUUAUGGAAACAAUAAGCCAACUUUCACACAGAUCGUGGCGGUGUCUUCGAUCGGACUAAUGAUAGCGGCGGCGGUCCAUUACCGUCUCCGAAAGCUCAAGGCUGAGAAGAUGGUUCCCCGUCGUAAAGCUUCCCAAAAUGGCCGCCUUGAUAAGCUAGAGAGGUUCUCUCAUUAUGUAGCUAGGCAAAUGGGGUUUAAAGAUAGAAGAGAAUGUCCACGUCUAUGCAAGUUAGCUUCUGAAUACGUUAGGAAAUCCGAAGGUUUUGAGGAUGAUAUUUACACUUUCUUUGCCAGUGAACCAGAUGCCGAUUCCCUUUUUGUCAAGCUUGUCGAAGAGUUUGAGAGAUGUAUUCUUAGUUAUUUUUCCUUUCAUUGGAACCAAGCUGAUCUUAUGAUUACCCAGGUCUUGAGUCUUGAUGGAGAGCCCAAAAAGAAGUUCAAGGACAUUGUCUUGCAGGCCACGAGGCAACAGAGGUUUGAGAGAGUGACAAAGAAUCUGAAGGUGGCUAGAAUUUUCACUACCUUAUUGGAGGAGUUGAAAGCAAUGGGGCUUGCAUCCAAUGAUGACUCUCGGUGCACGGAAGUGAUGGCGCCGGUGGCUCAUGCUGACCGGAGUCCGGUCCUCCUCUUCAUGGGAGGUGGGAUGGGGGCAGGGAAGAGCACUGUUCUAAAAGAGAUUCUCAAAGAACCAUUCUGGGCAGGAGCUGCAGGGAAUGCAGUAAUCAUUGAGGCAGAUGCUUUCAAAGAAUCAGAUGUUAUCUACAAAGCCCUUAGCUCCAGAGGGCAUCAUGAUAUGCUUCAAACCGCUGAGCUGGUACACCAGUCAUCAACAGAUGCAGCCUCAUCACUGCUGGUGACAGCACUGAAUGAAGGGCGAGAUGUGAUCAUGGAUGGCACACUCUCCUGGGAACCAUUUGUUGUGCAGACCAUAACAAUGGCUAGAAACGUACACCGCCGCCGCUACAGGAUGGGACCCGGUUACACGGUUUCUGAAGAUGGGAGUGUUAAGGAGGUCUACUGGGAAAGGAUUGAAGAUGAAGAGCCUGAGAAAAUUGAAGGCAAGAAGAGAAAGCCAUACAGGAUAGAGCUAGUUGGAGUUGUGUGUGAUGCUUACCUAGCUGUUGUUAGAGGCAUAAGGAGAGCCAUCAUAUGUAGAAGAGCUGUUCGAGUUAUGUCACAGUUGAAAUCCCACAAGAGGUUUGCAAAUGCUUUUCUAACAUAUUGCCAACUGGUUGACAAUGCAAGGCUAUAUUGCACUAAUGCUUUGGAGGGUCCACCCAAGAUGAUAGGAUGGAAAGACAGAGACAAGACACUACUGGUUGAUCCAGAUGAGAUUGAUUGUUUGAAGAGAGUAGGGAGAUUGAAUUCUGAAGCCAACUCAAUCUACGAACUCUACAAGCACCCCAACCCAGCCUGCGAGGCCGGCUCGGUGUGGAAGGACAUUGUACUAUCACCUUCAAGGCUGAAUGUUCAACAGGAGCUCAAGUAUGCCAUCCAGAAAGUUGAAAGAUCCAAGUGAACUCCAUAUAAAUUAAUCUAUUUGUUUUUUAUUAGUGUCCUAUGUUGUUAUGUUGUACUAAAACGAAAAGGCCCAUGUAAAAUUUUAAAGCUGUGACAAAUUACUCAGAGCAAUUGUUGUUUUCGAUGUUCAAAAGCAUUAAGAUAAAGAAAAAAGCCAUGUGCUAGCUUUGGGGUAUACCAAGAACAA